CCUGAGGUGGGUCUAAUAUUUAUCAGCAAUACUUCUCCAGAUACCUUUUACUCUUCUAACAUGGGUUAUGUGGAGCCUAUCCCUGUAUACUUUCCUGAUUACACAGAUGCUGAUCUUUGCAAAAUAUUGUCGAGAAACCAAGCAGACUCGAAGCUGUAUUCUUCAUUCUUGGAUGUAGCUUUAAGGUCUUUCUUUAGGGUUACUAGGCAGGUUGAUGAAUUGUCCACUGCCUUCAAACCACUAUACGAAAAAUAUUGUGAACCUUUAAGCGAUAAAAGAGUCUUUCCUAAUGGAGACAAAGACAAAGACAUGAAGAGAAAGUUAUUUAGUCAUAUCAAUCCUGAUACUAUUACUUUUGGAACAUAG
Messenger RNA from Arachis ipaensis, 366 nucleotides. NCBI's taxonomy places the organism in Eukaryota, Viridiplantae, Streptophyta, Magnoliopsida, Fabales, Fabaceae. The record is from RefSeq and is a predicted model, not a curated record.